CAUCAGGUAGUUCAUGAAAAAACUUAUUACGUUUGUAUUAAUUCUUGGUGAUAAUUUUGUGUAGACGGUUAAAAAAUGGCAGUUCGGGAUUACUUGGCUGAUAGAGAAACAUUCAAAAACUUUUUUUCGACAUUUUGUGCAUACGAUGAAACUGGCAACAAAUGUUUUAAAUAUGCUAUACAAUUACAAAACAUAGCACAUCGUGAACAAGUACCAUUCGUAAUCGAUUUAGAUGAUUUACAUGAACAUGAUGAUAAAUUAGCGACUGCACUCACACAAAAUGCCCGCCGAUAUGUUAAUUUAGUCGCUGAUGUUGUCUCUGAAAUGUUGCCAGAUUAUAAACAACGUGAAGUUCCACCCAAGGAUGCUUUGGAUGUAUAUAUUCGACAUCGUUUACUUUUAGAGAGACGUAAUCAACAACCUGGGGAACAACGGAAUCCUAAUAACAAAUACCCACCAGAGUUACUACGCCGAUUUGAAGUACUUUUUAACAAGCGAAGUACCGAUAAAAAUGUUGCUAUACGGGAUAUAAAAGCGGAUUCAAUUGGACGUCUGGUAACCGUACGUGGUAUUGUAACUAGAGCCACAGAAGUAAAGCCUAUGAUGACAGUAGCCACAUAUACUUGUGAUCAAUGCGGAGCUGAAACAUAUCAACCAAUCAGCUCGAUGAGUUUCAUGCCAAUAACAAUGUGUCCUAGUGACGAUUGUCGUGUAAAUAAAUCCGGAGGACGAUUGUAUUUACAAACACGCGGUUCGAAAUUUGUUAAAUUUCAGGAAGUUAAAAUCCAAGAACACAGUGAUCAAGUCCCAGUUGGUCAUAUGCCAAGAUCGUUAUCUAUUUUUUGUCGUGGUGAAACUACUCGACGGGCUGCCCCAGGUGAACAUGUGACAAUCACAGGAAUAUUUUUACCAUUAUUGCGAACUGGAUAUCAUCAAAUAUCUGGUGGAUUACUUUCCGAAACAUAUUUAGAAGCCCAUAGUAUAGAAAAUGCUCAGCAAGUAAUGAAAAACCAAAGUGAAACUGAAUUAAGUCAAGAAGAAUUAGAUGUGUUAUCUGAAGACGAUUUGUAUACAACGUUAGCGUCAAGUAUCGCACCAGAAAUUUACGGCCAUUUAGAUGUGAAAAAAGCAUUGUUGCUAUUACUCGUUGGGGGUAUCGAUCGAUGUGCGGAUGGAAUGAAAAUUCGAGGAAAUAUUAAUAUAUGUUUAAUGGGAGAUCCUGGAGUUGCUAAAUCACAAUUACUAGGAUAUAUCGAUCGCCUCGCUCCUCGAAGUCAGUAUACAACUGGUCGAGGUUCUUCGGGUGUCGGUUUAACGGCAUCUGUCAUGAAAGAUCCAAUCACCGGUGAAAUGAUGUUAGAAGGCGGUGCACUAGUAUUAGCAGAUCAAGGUAUUUGUUGUAUUGACGAGUUUGACAAAAUGGCAGAAAAUGAUCGGACUGCAAUACACGAAGUUAUGGAACAACAAACCAUUUCCAUUGCCAAAGCUGGAAUAAUGACAACAUUAAAUGCACGUGUUUCCAUUUUAGCCGCAGCGAAUCCGGCAUACGGUCGAUACAAUCCUAAAAGAACCAUUGAACAGAAUAUUCAAUUACCUGCCGCCUUGUUAUCACGUUUUGAUCUUUUAUGGUUAAUACAAGAUAAGCCUAAUCGUGAUAAUGAUCUUCGACUUGCUAAACAUAUUACAUACGUGCAUCAAUUUUGUGAACAACCCCCCUCCAAAGUACGUGCUCUAGAUAUGACAUUAAUUCGUAAAUAUGUUUCACUUUGUAAACAAAAAGAUCCGACCGUACCUGAAGAGCUUACCGAUUACAUUGUGGGUGCUUACGUCGAAAUUCGUAAUCAAGCACGUAAUUCUGCAGAUAUGACAUUUACAUCGGCACGUAAUUUACUUGGUAUUUUGCGAUUAUCAACAGCUUUAGCACGAUUACGUUUAUCAAAUAUGGUUGUGAAAGAGGAUGUUGAUGAAGCGAUACGAUUACUUGAGAUGUCAAAGGAUUCAUUAAACCAAACUGGUGAAGACAGACAAGUACAAAAACCAAAAUUGUCCGGUAAAAUAUUUGCAUUAAUUCGAGAUUUAGCUGGUGAUUCCAAAGUAGUUAAAGUUAGCGAUGUAAUGGAUCGCUGUGCAAAUAGAGGCUAUGCCCCCAACCAAGUUGACAAGUGUAUUGAAGAAUACGAAGAAUUGAAUGUUUGGCAAAUUAAUCAAACGCGAUCGAAAAUUACUUUUAUCUAAUUUCAUUUUAUGUUUUUUUUUCCAUUUUUCGUUUGUAAUUUUAUUAAAU
This is a messenger RNA of Chrysoperla carnea, 2284 nucleotides long. It is a transcript of the gene Mcm7, whose product is annotated as DNA replication licensing factor Mcm7. The transcript is spliced from 6 exons. Gene Ontology annotation, cellular component: MCM complex; nucleus. The record is from RefSeq and is a predicted model, not a curated record. Gene Ontology annotation, biological process: double-strand break repair via break-induced replication; DNA replication; DNA strand elongation involved in DNA replication. Gene Ontology annotation, molecular function: ATP hydrolysis activity; ATP binding; single-stranded DNA binding. Lineage: Eukaryota; Metazoa; Arthropoda; Insecta; Neuroptera; Chrysopidae. The coding region runs from base 76 to 2235 and encodes 719 amino acids.